This is a messenger RNA of Bufo bufo (common toad), 1397 nucleotides long. RefSeq lists its product as uncharacterized. The transcript is spliced from 2 exons. Lineage: Eukaryota; Metazoa; Chordata; Amphibia; Anura; Bufonidae. The record is from RefSeq and is a predicted model, not a curated record. The coding region runs from base 48 to 1277 and encodes 409 amino acids.
GACCUGUGAUGUGUCCGGCUGUAUGGUGAGGAGGAAAGCGUUAUGUGAUGAACUUGCGGUGUAGAGGAGUGCGGCCUGUGAUGUGUCCGGCUGUGUAUUAUAGAGGAGUGCGGCCUGUGAUGUGUGCGGCUGUGUAUUAUAGAGGAGUGCGGCCUGUGAUGUGUGCGGCUGUGUAUUAUAGAGGAGGGCGGCCUGUGAUGUGUCCAGCUGUGUAUUAUAGAGGAGUGCGGCCUGUGAUGUGUCCGGCUGUGUAUUAUAGAGGAGUGCGGCCUGUGAUGUGUCCGGCUGUGUAUUAUAGAGGAGUGCGGCCUGUGAUGUGUCCGGCUGUGUAUUAUAGAGGAGUGCGGCCUGUGAUGUGUCCGGCUGUGUAUUAUAGAGGAGGGCGGCCUGUGAUGUGUCCGGCUGUGUAUUAUAGAGGAGUGCGGCCUGUGAUGUGUCCGGCUGUAUAUUAUAGAGGAGUGUGGCCUGUGAUGUGUCCGGCUGUUUGUUAUAGAGGAGUGCGGCCUGUUAGGUGUCCGGCUGUUUGUUAUAGAGGAGUGCGGCCUGUUAGGUGUCCGGCUGUUUGUUAUAGAGGAGUGCAGCCUGUUAGGUGUCCGGCUGUUUGUAAUAGAGGAGUGCGACCUGUUAGGCGUCCGGCUGUGCGGUGUAGAGUAGGAGGACGGUCCGUGAGGUGUCCGGCUGUUUGUUAUAGAGGAGUGCGGCCUGUUAGGUGUCCGGCUGUUUGUUAUAGAGGAGUGCGGCCUGUUAGGUGUCCGGCUGUUUGUUAUAGAGGAGUGCGGCCUGUUAGGUGUCCGGCUGUUUGUUAUAGAGGAGUGCGGCCUGUUAGGUGUCCGGCUGUUUGUUAUAGAGGAGUGCAGCCUGUUAGGUGUCCGGCUGUUUGUAAUAGAGGAGUGCGACCUGUUAGGCGUCCGGCUGUGCGGUGUAGAGUAGGAGGACGGUCCGUGAGGUGUCCGGCUGUUUGUUAUAGAGGAGUGCGGCCUGUUAGGUGUCCGGCUGUUUGUUAUAGAGGAGUGCGGCCUGUUAGGUGUCCGGCUGUUUGUUAUAGAGGAGUGCGGCCUGUUAGGUGUCCGGCUGUUUGUUAUAGAGGAGUGCGGCCUGUUAGGUGUCCGGCUGUUUGUUAUAGAGGAGUGCGGCCUGUUAGGCGUCCGGCUGUGCGGUGUAGAGUAGGAGGACGGUCCGUGAGGUGUCCGGCUGUUUGUUUUAGAGGAGUGCGGCCUGUUAGGCGUCCGGCUGUGCGGUGUAGAGUAGGAGGAUGGUCCGUGAGGUGUCUCAUGUAGAGGAGUAGGACAGUGGCUUGUGACGUGCUUGGUGUAGAGCAGGGCGGUAUACGUGGUGGGUGCAGCGAGUGGUCCCUUUCUGCACCACUGUGACAUUGUGCUUUUACUUCUGCUGCUCUU